Molecule: messenger RNA, 1461 nt
Organism: Prunus armeniaca (apricot)
Lineage: Eukaryota; Viridiplantae; Streptophyta; Magnoliopsida; Rosales; Rosaceae
Source: the annotation of a GenBank genome assembly
AUGAGGGAGCCACUGAACGACGUGUCGUCCGCGCCACCGCCGCCUCAGGCUUUGCUGGAGCGGCUCAAGGAUUACGGCCAAGAAGACGCCUUUGCCCUCUGGGACGAGCUCUCUCCCGACGAACGUCAGCUUCUCGUCAAGGAAAUCGAGAGUUUGGAUCUUUCGAGAAUCGAUCGGAUCAUACGGUGUUCGCUUCGAUCUCACGGGCUACCAACGGCGGCGAUUGAGCCGGUGCCGGAGAGUAGUGUGUCGUCGGUGGAGGAGCGAACGCUUGAGGAUAGGGAGAGAUGGUGGAAGAUGGGAUUGAAAGCCAUCUAUGAGGGAAAGUUGGCUGUGCUACUUUUAUCUGGUGGACAGGGAACUCGGCUCGGAAGUUCAGAUCCGAAGGGAUGUUUCAACAUUGGGCUUCCAUCUGGAAAGUCGCUCUUUCAACUCCAAGCAGAGCGGAUUUUGUGUGUUCAGCGACUAGCUGCUCAAGCUACAACUGAGGGUUCUACUGCUGCACUGCAAAUACAUUGGUAUAUUAUGACCAGUCCAUUUACUGAUGAAGCCACACGGAAAUUUUUUGAAAGUCAUAAAUACUUUGGUCUUGAAGCUGACCAGGUCACCUUCUUUCAGCAAGGCACCAUACCUUGUGUCUCUAAGGAUGGUAGAUUUAUUAUGGAAACUCCAUACGGGGUAGCUAAGGCUCCGGAUGGUAAUGGAGGAGUAUAUUCAGCUUUAAAAUCUUCAAGAUUAUUAGAAGAUAUGGCUACGAGAGGAAUUAAGUAUGUGGAUUGCUAUGGAGUUGACAAUGCACUGGUUCGUGUAGCUGAUCCAACUUUCUUGGGUUAUUUCAUUGACAAAGGUGUUUCGGCUGCUGCAAAAGUUGUACGUAAGGCAUACCCACAAGAAAAGGUUGGCGUGUUUGUACGUCGAGGAAAAGGUGGACCUCUUACUGUGGUAGAAUACAGUGAGAUGGAUUCAUCUCUGGCUUCUGCAAUCAACCAAGAAACUGGACGUCUUCGUUUUUGUUGGAGUAAUGUGUGCUUGCACAUGUUUACUCUGGACUUUCUAAACCAAGUGGCAAAUGGCCUUGAGAAGGACAGCAUUUACCAUCUUGCUGAGAAGAAAAUUCCUUCUAUCCAUGGACAUACAAUGGGAUUAAAACUAGAGCAGUUCAUAUUUGAUGCGUUUCCAUAUGCACCUUCAACUGCACUUUUUGAGGUAUUGCGUGAAGAAGAGUUUGCACCAGUAAAGAAUGCAAAUGGGUCAAAUUUUGACACCCCAGAUAGCGCUCGGCUUCUUGUUCUCCGACUUCACACUCGUUGGGUAGUUGCCGCUGGUGGAUUCUUAACGCAUUCAGUGCCUUUAUAUGCAACUGGUGUAGAGGUGUCACCUCUUUGUUCUUAUGUCGGAGAAAACCUAGAAGCUAUAUGCCGCGGAAGAACCUUCCAUGCCCCUUGUGAGAUUACAUUUUAA